Corylus avellana is the source of this 771-nucleotide messenger RNA. RefSeq lists its product as uncharacterized. The record is from RefSeq and is a predicted model, not a curated record. NCBI's taxonomy places the organism in Eukaryota, Viridiplantae, Streptophyta, Magnoliopsida, Fagales, Betulaceae.
AUGGUGAUCGGAUUCUCGGAUGCGGACUACCUGAGUAUCUUGCACCCACACACGGACGCUUUGGUUAUCACCUUAACAGUGGCAAAUCAUAACGUCCAUCUCAUCUUGGUGGACAAUGGGAGCUUGGCGGACAUCCUGUAUUGGUCUGCAUUCAAGAAGUUAAACCUGGGACAGGAAAAAAAUUGUCCCAACCAACUGUACUUGAUGGGAUUCACGGGGGAACAAGUACAGCCAGUCGGAUCAAUUGAGCUACCGGUCACAGCCAGGUCAUAUCCAAGGCAAGCAACUAUAAUGGUACGUUUCCUAUUGGUCGACCGACCUUCAGUUCAUAAUGCCAUUAUCGGGAGAAAGGCUCUCAAUGAACUAAGAGCCAUCACAUCAACCCCACACCUCAAGGUGAAAUUCCCGACGGAUCACGGAGUCGGGGAAAUUAGGGAUCUUGACGAAUUCUUGGUCAACGAACCCGACAGAGUUAUCAAAAUUGGGUCCCAACUAGAUCCAAUCACCAAGAAAGAGCUCAAGUCCUUCCUCCACAGUAACUGCGAUUUAUUCGCCUGGAGUCAUGAUGACAUGCCCGAAAUAGCACCUUCAGUCAUGGUGCACAAGCUGAACGCCAACCCUAAGUUCAAACCGGUACAACAAAAGCGAAGGGGAUACUCGCCUGAAAAUAGUAGAGCUGCCACUGAGGAAGUCGAGAAAUUGCAUGAAGCCGGAUUCAUCAAGGAAAUCCAAUACACCACUUGGUUGGCGAAUGUGGUGCUGGUGAAAUAG